Messenger RNA from Daphnia pulex (common water flea), 1166 nucleotides. Its product is annotated as NADH-ubiquinone oxidoreductase chain 1-like. The record is from RefSeq and is a predicted model, not a curated record. Gene Ontology annotation, cellular component: membrane. Lineage: Eukaryota; Metazoa; Arthropoda; Branchiopoda; Diplostraca; Daphniidae. Gene Ontology annotation, molecular function: NADH dehydrogenase activity. Gene Ontology annotation, biological process: aerobic respiration.
UUGUUGGGGCGACAGAAAGUUAAAAAAUACCACUUUCUUUAAAAAAACAUGAAUAUAUGGAAGAUUGACCCUUAAGGAGGGAUUAAAAGACUAAGUUACCCUAGGGAUAACAGCGUAAUCUUUUUGGAGAGUUCUUAUCGAUAAAAAGGUUUGCGACCUCGAUGUUGGAUUAAGAAAUUAGCAAGGUGCAGAAGUUUUGUUGGAAAGUCUGUCCAGCUUUUGAUUUCUUACAUGAUCUGAGUUCAGACCGGCGUAAGCCAGGUUGGUUUCUAUCCUCACAUUUUGUGGUCUAGUUUUAGUACGAAAGAAUUAAGAUGGGGGGAAAUUUCUUAAAAAAAAAGAAACAAAAUAAACUUUAAAAAAUAAUGUCAGUCUGACAGACAAUGUAUUAGACUUAGGAUCUACUUAUGUAGAUGAUAGCCCUACUGCUGAUUAAAAUGAUUCAGGUGACUCUUUUCUUAGUUGUUGUGGUGUGUGUGCUCGUAGGGGUAGCGUUUUUCAAUUUAUUUGAGCUUAAGUUACAAGGGUAUAUUCAGUUGCGUAAAAGACUUAAUAAGGUAGGUAUCGGGGGGAUUCUUCAGCCUUUUUCUGACGCAAUUAAGUUAUUUUCAAAGGGGUAUAUCUCUCCCUCCACCUCUAACUAUUCGGCUUUUUUAAUUGCCCCUUGUUUUAGUUUAGGGUUGUCACUUCUUAUAUGGCUAAGAAUCCCCUUUUUUAAUUUACUUUCUUUUAAUAAGAGUGUCCUUUUUUUCUUGUGUGGGUUAGGUGUCGGUGUUUAUGGACUUCUGGCUGCAGGUUGAAGAUCUAAUUCUAAGUACUCACUUAUUGGUUGUUUGCCAGGGGUAGAACAAACUGUUUCUUAUGAGGUAAGAUUAGUUUUAAUUGUAUUUACUCCUCUAGUAGUGACUUUGUGUUACGAGUUAGGCAGCUUCUCUUCUUUUCAAGAAAAUUUUUGGUUUAUUUUUAUUUUUCCUGCGGCAGGAUUAAUUUGGCUUAUUUCUUGUCUGGCUGAAACUAAUCGUACUCCAUUUGAUUUCGUCGAGAGGGAGUCUGAGCUUGUAUCGGGUUAUAACACGGAGUAUAGAAGUGGGGAGUUCACUUUGGUCAUACUAGCGGAGUACACUAGGAUCCUAUUCAUAUCUUUCUUGUUUAGUGUUUUUUUUUUG